GCGGAAGCCGCGGGGCCUUCUAAAUCCGAAAGUCUCCGGAGCUUGCGCCAGGCUCUUCGCGGCGCCCCCCACUUAGACGCGGGGCUUCUGAGCGGGUGGGGGAGAAAGAACUGUUGCCAGCGCGGAGACCAGGCGGCCAGCGUCCGCAGGGAUGAACCUCGAGUUGCUGGAGUCCUUUGGGCAGAACUAUCCAGAGGAAGCUGAUGGAACUUUGGACUGCAUCAGCAUGGCCCUGACGUGCACCUUUAACAGGUGGGGCACACUGCUUGCAGUUGGCUGUAACGAUGGCCGAAUUGUUAUUUGGGAUUUCUUGACAAGAGGCAUUGCUAAAAUAAUUAGUGCACACAUCCAUCCAGUCUGUUCUUUGUGUUGGAGUCGAGAUGGUCAUAAGCUUGUGAGCGCUUCUACAGAUAACAUAGUGUCGCAGUGGGAUGUUCUUUCAGGCGAUUGUGACCAGAGGUUUCGGUUCCCUUCGCCCAUCCUAAAAGUCCAGUAUCAUCCUCGAGAUCAGAACAAGGUUCUCGUGUGUCCCAUGAAAUCUGCUCCUGUCAUGUUGACCCUUUCAGAUUCCAAACAUGUUGUUCUUCCGGUAGACGAUGACUCCGAUUUGAACGUGGUGGCUUCUUUUGAUAGGCGAGGGGAAUAUAUUUAUACAGGAAAUGCAAAAGGCAAGAUCUUGGUCCUAAAAACAGACUCUCAGGAUCUUGUUGCUUCCUUCCGAGUAACAACAGGAACAAGCAAUACUACAGCCAUUAAGUCAAUUGAGUUUGCCCGGAAAGGGAGUUGCUUUUUAAUUAACACAGCAGAUCGAAUAAUCAGAGUUUAUGACGGCAGAGAGAUUUUAACGUGUGGCAGGGAUGGAGAGCCCGAGCCUAUGCAGAAACUGCAGGACUUGGUGAAUAGGACCCCAUGGAAAAAAUGUUGCUUCUCUGGGGAUGGGGAAUAUAUAGUAGCGGGCUCUGCUCGGCAGCAUGCCCUGUAUAUCUGGGAGAAGAGCAUUGGCAACCUAGUGAAGAUCUUGCACGGAACCAGAGGAGAACUCCUGCUGGACGUGGCUUGGCAUCCAGUUCGACCCAUCAUAGCUUCUAUUUCUAGUGGAGUGGUGUCCAUUUGGGCCCAAAAUCAAGUAGAAAAUUGGAGUGCAUUUGCCCCAGAUUUCAAAGAGUUGGAUGAAAAUGUAGAAUAUGAGGAAAGAGAAUCAGAGUUUGAUAUUGAAGAUGAAGAUAAGAGUGAGCCUGAGCAAACAGGGGCUGAUGCUGCUGAAGAUGAGGAAGUAGAUGUUACCAGCGUGGAUCCCAUCGCUGCCUUCUGUAGCAGUGAUGAAGAGCUGGAGGAUUCAAAGGCUCUGUUGUAUUUACCCAUUGCCCCUGAGGUAGAAGACCCUGAAGAAAAUCCAUAUGGCCCCCCACCGGAUGCAGUCCCAACCUCCUUGAUGGACGAAGGGGCUAGUUCAGAGAAGAAGAGGCAGUCUUCAGCAGAUGGGUCCCAGCCACCAAAGAAGAAACCUAAAACAACCAAUAUAGAACUCCAAGGAGUGCCGAAUGAUGAAGUCCAUCCACUACUGGGUGUGAAGGGGGAUGGCAAAUCCAAGAAGAAGCAAGCAGGCCGGCCUAAAGGAUCAAAAGGUAAAGAGAAAGAUUCUCCAUUUAAACCGAAACUCUACAAAGGGGACAGAGGUUUACCUCUGGAAGGAUCAACGAAGGGUAAAGUGCAGGCGGAACUCAGCCAGCCCUUGGCAGCAGGAGGAGCCAUCUCAGAACUGCUAUGAAGACGGUGACACUGCGUUCUCCUCACUGUGUCGUCAGGUAGCCUUUGGACAGUGUGGCCAGUCAUUUGAGAUUGGCGUGAAUUGAAAACAAAGGCCUUUCCUCCGCCCAGGAGGUGGGAGGAGUGGAUUUUAUGUUUGAAUGAAGAAGUGAAUUAUGGAAGAAGAGCGCAGGUCCCUGCCUUCCCUUUCAAGCAUAAGUCCAAAUAGGCUCUCAGGAAUGAGGAUGCGUGAAGACAUCAGAUCUGACUCACUUCAACUUCACACUUGGUUGUGUUGCUGGUGAAAAUGCCCAUGUUUUGUUCACCUAACUAUUGAAGUCACAUCCUUUGGACAUGUCAUUCCCAUCUCCUGUUGCCUUCCAUCCUCAGUGCAUGUCCUUGAGUGACUUGUUCUUUUCUGAAAUUUUGCUACCAGUGUCCUAGGAAAACUGAUGCAUUUUUCUGUUGCUUUCAUAACUUCACCUCCCAGAUGCUUCCUGUAUUUCUAUAUUGUGUAUAAAGGCUGUACAGAGAAGCGAGUGCUUGAAAGAUUUUAAAUUGGCAGAAAAGGAAGGAAGCUAGAAGGCCCUGUCGUUCUGUCUUACCACCUUUUGCUCAGGGGGCUGGGCUCUAGGGAAUCCGGGGCUUCCCUUGCAUUGCAUGUUUUCCAGUAUCAGAUCUGUCUGAAUAAUCAUGGCUUUUGGAUAGGAUUAGUUUUAUCCAUCUCCUGCUAAGAAUCAGCAGUGGUUUGUGUAUUACUUUACCUGUGUUGACUUCCAGAGUUAGAAACAAAGCAAGGUAUUUUCUCCACAAGCUUCUGUAUCAUGGGGGUGGGGCACCGUGUGAGGACUGACGUGGAAACCCCCAAAAUCAAAGCAGCAGCUUGCUUCAAAUCAAAGAUGAGGUUCAUUCGUUAAAUCAUUGCCUGUGGAGAACCUGUUCCCACCAGCCAUCGUGUGUCUCUUCCUGGAGCCAGGCCCCCUGUGUUUUCACUCACUUCCUUUCUGUGAAAGGUUGCUUAGCUUUUUUACCCUUCUCUUUCUCACCCUGGCUCUCUCUGCAUUUGCUGUUCUUUUAAUAAAAAUAGCAAAUUGGA
Messenger RNA from Myodes glareolus (Bank vole), 2842 nucleotides. RefSeq names its product RB binding protein 5, histone lysine methyltransferase complex subunit (gene Rbbp5). The record is from RefSeq and is a predicted model, not a curated record. Gene Ontology annotation, molecular function: protein binding. Lineage: Eukaryota; Metazoa; Chordata; Mammalia; Rodentia; Cricetidae. Gene Ontology annotation, cellular component: Set1C/COMPASS complex.